Messenger RNA from Entamoeba dispar SAW760, 1464 nucleotides. RefSeq lists its product as uncharacterized. NCBI's taxonomy places the organism in Eukaryota, Evosea, Mastigamoebida, Endamoebidae. The coding region runs from base 1 to 1464 and encodes 487 amino acids. The transcript has 2 exons. The record is from RefSeq and is a predicted model, not a curated record.
AUGAAAGGGUUUAAAUGUAAUACCACACAACAAGAUAAUGCAAUUAAUACACUAAAAGAUAUUGUCAAAAAAAGAACACGUAAAUUUAGUCCAUCAGUUCAAGCUAAAGUGGAACAUUCUAUAUCAAAAGUAUUUGAUGAUAAUGAAAGAGAUAUUUUAGAACAUGGCUUAAAUCUUGAAAAUAAUUCUUAUACACAACCAGAUUUUAAAGAAAAGAUGUUAGCAAAAUGGAAUACAACCUACUCUCCUACAAAUGUACAGAAACGAAGAAAAAGUAUGGGACCAACACAAAUUCUUGAAGCAGCAUUAAAAAAUGCAAAAGAAUCAAAAAAUAAAGAGCUUGCCAAUGAGUUAACAUCAAAAAUUAAGAUGUCAAAACUAAUUGAUGAUAAAAGUUACAGAGAUAAUUUUAUUAAUCAAGCUGGUGAAGUUUAUAAGAAACAACUUAGUGGAGAAUAUUCAAAAGAAAAAAGAAAAACUUGGAAGGAAGAUAUUGCAAAGGCAAUGAAAAAAAUACUUGGAGGAGAAAGUUCAGGAGAUAAAAUAAAACAAGAGAUUAUCAAACGAUUACUUCAUAGGCACGAAAAACUAACACAAGGUGGUGAUAACAGGAAAGGUAAUAAUUAUAUUAAUAGUAUUAGUGAAAAUGAAACAGAUAAAUUAACCAACUCUCAAGUCCGUGUAGGACCUAAUCAUGAAGGAAGUAAACCUAAAUUAUUAACAAAAGCACAAAGAAAAAGUAAAAAAGAAGAAAUAAUAAAAAACAGUGUAAACGAGAAGAAAAAUAAAAAGAUAACCCAAGUUAGAAAGAGUGAGAUUGAAAGAAGGUUAGAUAAAGAAAUUGCACAAGAAAUGAAAAGACAAAUAAUUAUCAAAGAACGAGCUAGAAAAAAGAUUUUAAGUGAAAUUAAAAGGGAGUAUAAUCAAAAAAAGAUUAGAAGAACAACAAAACAAGAAGAAAGAGAGAAGGAAAUUAAAAAAAUAAGAAAAUUAAGAGAUAAGUUAGACUACGUUUUUGCUAAAAGAGAAAGUGAAGAAAAAGAUAUUAAAAUGAAUAAAAGGAUUAGAGAAUUAAAAAUAAUGGUUUCAGAUCACUUCUUUAAAAGAAAACAACUAAGAAAGAUAUAUAAUAAAAUGAAAUAUUCAGUUGAUCCAAUUCAACAAGUUAAUAAACUUGUUGAACUCUACCACAAACAAAAUAAAAUGAUGGGAAUUCAUUCAAUCGAUGAUAUCUAUGGUGAUAUGAACAGCAAUAUCCCUCUUCUCAGAAAAGAAGAAAGAAAACUUCUUCGUCGUAUGGGAAUUAAAAAAAGGCAAACUAUAGACUAUGAUGAUGUUAUUCCAACUCCUCCUAAUGAAGACAUUGAUAGUCCAGAGGAAAAAAUAACAAAAUUAGAAAGGCAAGUAAAUCAACAAAAAUGGAAACGGUGUGGUUGUGAAGUGAAUUACCGUAAGAACUUUUAA